AUGUCGUUCAAAGUUAACUGGAAAUCAUUAGAAUCCGAUUCUCUAGGCGGUUGGACCCGUGAGAUCCUCACGGAAGUGUUGAAUAGCGGGAAACGGCCGAAUAUUUUAGCAUCAAGUAUCGCCAUUAAAGAUUUAAAUUUCGGUAAAAUUGCACCUGAAUUUGAGAUUUUGGAAAUUGGAGAAUUGGAUAGAGAUAGAUUUAGAGGAAUUUUCAAAAUUACUUAUGAAGGUGAUUUCCAUUUAACUUUACAUACUGAAGUUCAAGCUAAUCCUCUAAAUAUCUAUACCGCUAAUUCUCAUGAAUCGUUUGCUGGUUACGAUGAAUCAUUUGUUACCCCACACUUUUUACUUUCUUCUGAUCCAUUUGCAAUUCCUUUAGAUUUGAAAUUAAGUGAUAUUAAAAUCAAUGGGAUAGGUAUCAUUGUAUUUUCAAAGUCAAAAGGUCUUACUCUUGUGUUUAGAAAUGAUCCAUUGGAUAGUAUAAAAGUAUCUUCAACGUUUGAUACUGUUCAAGUCUUGGCAAAUUUUUUACAAAAGCAAAUUGAAAAUCAAAUCCGUGAUUUGUUUAGAGAAACUUUACCAACUUUGAUCCAUCAAGUUAGUUUGAAAUAUACUGAUUUGAAUAAGGAUACUUUUGUUGAUUUACACUCAGAAAUCUCAAACUAUAUGGAUACUCCUCCUGCUCCCUCUUUACCACCCUUUGAUGUCAAUAUUGCUUAUUCAUCUGCUAAUCUUCAACGGAAUUUACAUUAUUUCACCUCAAGAGAAACUUUAGAUUUACAUGUUCCCAAGUUCAAACAUAUUAUCCAAAGAGCUCAUUUGGAUAUUUUAACCAAGAAAGUGCCUAACCUUUUGGACUCAUUAAAUGAAAGUUUACUGUUAGCUCCAGAAAAUUACUUCCCUAAAAUCUCAACCAAUGCAGUUCCAAUUGAUUUACUUUCUGAUUCUGAUUAUAAUAAAGUUGGUUCGAUUAUUGAUGAAAUUAGUCGUAUUCAAUCUUCAUCAUUUAUGAAAGGGGGUGCAACAACAACAGGUGGUAAUGGUGGUACUACUACAACUAAUAAGCCACACCGUAGGGUUAUUAAAUUAGGUGGUAAGUUGAAAUCAAAGAACAAUAAGGUUAAAUCUAUGCAACCUCCUCCUUCUGAUGACCUCAUUAAUGAUGGAGGUAUGACACUGCUCACACAAGAUUUCUCAUCACCAAGACCUUCUACUGCACCUAUUAUUUCUGAUUCCGAAACGUCUACACUUGUAGAUGUGUGUUCACCUAUGUCAUUAACCAACUCCAUUGAGAUUAAACAUCCUACGCCAAUGAGAGUUUCUCAAUCCAAGAGUCUUCAAGAUGAUAUUAAUCUUAUUGAAGAUUCAGAACAGAAGAUUCUGGUUUCUAAUGUUAAACCAAAAGGUCUUUUUGUGGAACCAUCACCAUGUGAUCCACCACCAACUAUUUCCACUCAACAAGAACAACAACAUUCACAUUUAAUUGGUUCCUUCACACCAGAAUUGAAUGGGUGUUCAACUUUCCUUAGCAAAACAAAUUCAAAUUCAAGUUCUUCCUUUUUGACAGGUGUGGGACUUGGAAACAAUUAUUUCAAUUUCACACAGAAUCACCAACCUUCAACUUCUCCAAUUCGUAGAGAAUUGGCUCAACUGGUGGUUACCGAACGCAAAAGUCAAACCAAAUCAAAUAACUACAUUGAUUUGAAGAAAAUAAGCAUUGGUGGUCAUGAAUCAUCUAGAUUAUUUGAUAUUCCACCUCCACCUUAUUAUGCUUCCAGUUAUGUUUGA
Molecule: messenger RNA, 1788 nt
Organism: Lizanozyma spartinae
Lineage: Eukaryota; Fungi; Ascomycota; Pichiomycetes; Serinales; Debaryomycetaceae
Gene: MDM34
Product: ERMES complex subunit
Exons: 1
Coding region: 1-1788 (595 amino acids)
Biological process (GO): mitochondrion organization; phospholipid transport
Cellular component (GO): ERMES complex
Molecular function (GO): lipid binding
Source: RefSeq, a predicted model, not a curated record